AUGGCGACGUUCGCCAGUCUCCCAACCGAGCUUCGCCUCCAGAUCUGGCACCACGCGCUGCACGAAGAGACCCGAAGCCGCCUGAUCCUCAUUCUCGACGGCGGAGAUACCAUCCGCCUGGUACCAUACAAGAAACUCCUGUCGCCUUCCCUAUCGGUGAGCCGUCAGAGUCGCUCUGGAGUCGCACCAGUUCAACACGUACGAAUGCAGCGGGACGUGGCAGCCAAUACAAUCCACAACUUAUCCACUAAGUUCGCCGACUUCGCCGACAAGAGGUAUUCUCUACUGCGAUCCCCAGCGGGACGUCUUCGUCCGGAUCCGGAUUCGCACGAUUUAUGGCUCGGCGAUCUUCCAGGUGUUUCCCAUUCGCCGCACUCAGCGUGGAAAACCCCCGCGAAUAUUCGUGUCAGGUUGCUUGAGACGCUGGCAGUGUGCCUCGGUGCGCAGACUACUGACGGUCUACGUGGUGGCCUACGAGCCUCCGGGUCGGAGCUGUUGCAGCUUUUGCGAGAGGCUCAUUGA
Messenger RNA from Anthostomella pinea, 522 nucleotides. NCBI's taxonomy places the organism in Eukaryota, Fungi, Ascomycota, Sordariomycetes, Xylariales, Xylariaceae. The record is from the annotation of a GenBank genome assembly.